Daktulosphaira vitifoliae (grape phylloxera) is the source of this 2606-nucleotide messenger RNA. Its product is annotated as pre-mRNA-processing factor 39-like. The transcript has 18 exons. NCBI's taxonomy places the organism in Eukaryota, Metazoa, Arthropoda, Insecta, Hemiptera, Phylloxeridae. Bases 212 to 2500 code for a protein of 762 amino acids. The record is from RefSeq and is a predicted model, not a curated record. Gene Ontology annotation, molecular function: protein binding. Gene Ontology annotation, biological process: RNA processing; mRNA 5'-splice site recognition. Gene Ontology annotation, cellular component: nucleus; commitment complex; U1 snRNP.
ACAUUCUGUAGUUCGACGCUUGCAAUUUGCAGAUACAUACAUCUAAUUUUAGUUGCUUAGCCCUGUUUUAUCGUUACUUUGCAUUUCAUAUACUACUAAUGUUUUGACAAAGAAUAUUACUCUUUAUAGGACACAAACAAACAAAUUCCAUAUCAGAAAAACACUUAGAAAUAAAAAAUGAGUGCAAUCGCUUAAUGAAAAAACUUAAAGAAUGUCUGUUGAAUUUGAAAAAAUGGAUAAAGUUGGGAAUAAUGAUACAAUCUAUGAAGAAUUAGAUAAAUUGAUUGAUUCGGUUGAUGCUGAAGAAAAAAAGAACAACUCUAAGAAAAACAAUGAUUGCAAUGGUAUGGAAAAUAACAACAAAGAAUCAAAUGGAUUAUCAAGUCUUAACUGCAAAAUUCAAGAUCAAAAUGUAGAUAUCAAUGUUGUAGCUAAUAAAAAAGAAUAUGUAGAGGAUGAUAAUAUUAAUUCAGAAAACAGUGACAAAGAUCUCAAAGAAACUGGAAAUAUUUCUGAAGAUAAAGAAGAAUUAGAAUUAUCUGAAAUGAUAGUUUGUGAUGAAGUGGCUGGUGACACUGAAGAUGAAGAUGAAAAAAUAGAAUCUGAGGCAAUUGUUUCAAACUCUAGAGAUAAGUAUGAAAAAGAUAUCAAAAGAGUAAAAAAAGAUUCUAAAGAUAAAGAUAAAAAUAAAAAAUUGGAUAAAAAGUCAGAUUCAAAAUCAAAGGAAAGAUCUCGAAAAGAUGACUUAAGAAAAAAUGACAAAAAGCGUUCAAGAACUCCCAGUAAAGAAAGAUCUACUAAAGAUACUCCAAAAAAAAGACCUAAAAGUAAUGACAAAGAAAAAGAAUCAAAAAAACUUAGAGAAUUAGAUAAAUUCUGGCAGACUGUACGUGAUGAUCCAUCAGAUUUCAUUGGUUGGACUUAUUUACUUCAAUAUGUAGAUGGCGCAAAAAAUAUUGAUGCUGCUCGUGAAGCUUAUGAUGCUUUUCUUAAUUUAUAUCCUUAUUGUUACGGCUAUUGGAGGAAAUAUGCCGAUUAUGAAAGAAAAAAUGGAACAAAAGAAAAUUGUGAAAAAGUUUUUGAACGUGGACUAAAAGCUAUUCCUUUAAGUGUAGACUUAUGGAUUCAUUAUAUGGGAUACAUGAAAUCAGCUCAUCCUGAUGAUCAAGACAUAAUAAGAGAACAAUUUGAAAGAGCUAUUGAAGCUUGUGGUAUUGAAUUUAGAUCUGAUCGUUUAUGGGAUCAUUAUAUUAAAUUUGAAAUGGAUUGUAAAGAAUAUUCACGAGUAACUAAUAUUUAUGAUCGCCUUAUUGCUACUCCUACACAUGGUUAUUUAAAUAAUUAUGAAUGUUUUAAAGAUUUUAUUAAAAAGUACCCUAAAAACAAAAUAUUAGAGACUGAUAAAUUUUUAGAACUCAGGAAGGAAGUGUUAACAGAAAUUAAAGAAGCUGAUGCAAAAAAAAAUAAAAAAAUAGAUUCUAGUUCAGAUUCUGAUGACAUGGCUGAUCCCAUGGAACAAAAAACAAAAGAAGAAAAUAUGAUGAAAGAUAAAAUGAUAUUUGCCAGAGGAUUAGUACAUAAAACUACAGCUGAAAUGGUUGCUCUACGGCUACCAUUUGAAGAAAUGAUAAAACGACCAUACUUUCAUGUUAAACCUUUGGAAAGAUCACAAAUAAGAAACUGGAAAGAAUAUUUAGAAUUUGAAAUUGCUCAAGGAUCUUUUAAAAGAAUAGUAGUGUUAUUUGAAAGGUGCUUAAUAGCUUGUGCUCUGUAUGAAGAAUUUUGGACUAAAUAUGUUAGUUACCUCGAAAGUCUUGAGUCUGACGAUCAGGAAAUAAAAGAUCAAAUAGAAGAUAUAUAUAUAAGAGCAUGUACUGUUCACCAUAAAAAUAAACCUGGAAUUAAUUUGAUAUGGGCCCUGCAUUUAGAAAAAAAUGGAAAUUAUGAUAAAGCAGCACAAAUAUUAGAUAUGCUAGAUAGUGUUGCUCCACAUAAAAUGAUGAUUAUACAAAGAAGAAUUAAUUUGGAAAGAAGAAGGGGCUGUAAAGAAAGAGUUUGCGAACUGUAUGAACACUAUAUUAGCACAGCAGACUCUUCAUUGACUUCAGUUUUGUUGACUAUAAAAUAUGCUAGAUUUGUUUGGAAAAUUUUAGAUAAUGUUGAACGAGCUUCUGAAAUUUUAUGGAAUGAAGUGAAAAAAUUAAAUAAUGUGCAAAAGAGUAGUCGUCUUUUACUUCAAUUGAUUGAAAUCAGAAUGAGUGAUGAUCCAAUGGAUAUAAAUGCCGUGGUUGAAUUAAUUGAUAAAAUUUUAGACAUGGACUCAAUUGAAGCAGAGCAACAAGUUAUUUACGCACAACGUAAGGUUGAAUAUUUGGAAGAAUUUGGAAAAGAUAUUAAAUUGAUAAACGAAGCUAUUGAUGAGCUAAAUGAAUUUAUGAAAAUUUAUAAUGAAAUAGAAAAUAAUUCAAAUGAAAAUAUUCCAGAAAAUAAAGAAAUGUAAUUUAUUGUUUGGUCAUACCAAUACAUACAAAUUUGUAUAUAAAUAAUUUUAAAUUUAAUUAAUAUUUUAUUCAGUGAUGCUAAUUAAAGUAUUAAUUUUUUGUAAC